UAGCUCUGUUCUGACUUUCCUUCUUAUUAAACUGGGCCAUAUAUCAAAGGAAUGCCUGCCUGCCUCUCUUUACUGCUUCCCUAAAACACAGAGGCAGCAUUUCCAUGUUCUGUGGUUUUCUGAAACACACCAAAAAACCAACAGACUUGGCUGGACCUCUCAGUCUCUAUCUCUCACUCCUUGUCUCCCUCUCAGUGCAUCUCUCUCCCUCUUUCUCCACCUCCUCCUCCUCUCAGUACACCUCUCUCCUCACACAAUCUCUUUCUUUCUUUCUUUCUUUCUUUCUUUCUUUCUUUCUUUCUUUCGUUCUUUCUUUCUUUCUUUCCAUCCUCGCACCACAACAGUUAUUAAGAUGCCCAAGGUAUUUCUAAUCAGAUGUUUAACGCUAACAGUUGAGUUUUUUUUUUCUUUUAGAAAUCUUUCCCCUUUUCUCUCAUCCCCCUCUUUCUUUCUCCCGGCUUUCCUUCUCUCUGUAUUAAAUCACUUAGUUUUUUUUUUUUUUUUUUUUUUCACAAUGAGACGGACAUUCUUGGAUUAAACCACUAUUACAUUUUCCCAGCCUCUCUCCCCCCACCCUUCCUCUCCUCCUCUAAUUGGUUCAGGUCACGGUUUCCUCUCUGAAAGCUGGGAGGUCCUUCAGUCCCAGUUAAAGGGGGGAAAACUUUUUUUUUGGUGUGUUAUUGAAACACUUUGAAGAACGUGCUCGUGCUGGGAGACAUACAGAACUGGAUCAGACAAGGGACACACAAAGAUGUCUCCUCUCCAGCAUUGGCCCCUCCUCUUCCUGCUGUUGCUGAUCCGCUCGUCCAAUCAGAUCGAAGAUAACAAGAUUCCGAGCCUGUGUUCAGGACAGCCUGGUAUCCCAGGAUCCCCUGGAGUGCACGGGACCCCCGGCCUGCCAGGGCGAGAUGGCAGAGACGGGCGGGACGCUGCCCCGGGAGAGAAGGGGGCACAGGGGGAGAGCGGGACGCCAGGAAUGUCGGGUCCGAGGGGCGACCGCGGUGACCCGGGGCAGCUGGGAGAGAAGGGGGAGAAGGGGCAGGCGGGGGAGUGCGCCGUCGCCCCCAAAUCGGCAUUCAGCGCCAAGCUGUCGGAGAGCCGUGGCCUGCCCACGAACGUGGACGAGGCGUUACGUUUCGACACGGUGCUCCUCAACGAGCAGGGCCACUACGACCCCGAGACGGGGCGCUUCACCUGCAGGGUGCCCGGGGUGUAUUACUUCGCCGUCCACGCCACCGUGUACCGUGCCAGCCUGCAGUUCGACGUGGUGAAGAACAAUCAGGUGGAGGCCUCGUUCUUCCAGUACUAUGGGAACUGGCCCAAGCCCGCCUCCCUCACCGGGGGGGCCCUCCUGCACCUGGUGCCCAACGACCAGGUCUGGAUUCGGGUGGGCAUCGGGGAGUACAGCGGCUUCUACUCCAGCGCCAAAACAGACAGCUCCUUCUCCGGCUUCCUGGUCCACUCCGACUGGAAAAACUCAGCUGUGUUCGCUUAGCGGCUCGCCUUUCACAGCACAGUAUCACCUUCGACAGGGCCCCACUGUUUACAAGCACCCACAUAAUCCUGUGUAUGAUUUCUACAUUAUAUCCCAGUCCCGGUCCUGCAGGGUGAUUCCACUCCAGGUUUAACAGGUAAAAUUGGAUCAUUAACUACUUCAGGGUCUGGAUGGAGGUUUAAUUGAUUCAAUGAAACGAUUUAGAACAGGGUUGGAACAAAGACCAGGAGUGGAAGACCUAGCUUCUGACACCCCUGCUACUGAAAUGCACUGCCCUCCUAGUAUUGGGACACCUGGGCUAUGUUUCAAAGCACUUCCACUAUACUGCUUUAUUUUAAAUAUAAAAAUAAAACGAGGAGCAACCCGCUUGAGAGUGCGUACAAUGGGGUGAGUGGCUGUGAAUACAACCCUUUCAUUUAUGACGAGUUGUUUUUUGGUAACGCUCUAAAAACGCAGGCGUUUUUUUGUUUUCGUUUUCUUUCAAAAAAUACGAUUAAAUGAAACCACAGCCUCUCUGUGUUCCAAAACUGUUUUCUGUUACUAAGAAAUGGAAGAUUGUAGCUGCAAAAGAUUUUUAAAUAAAUGACACUAAUGACUGAA
Molecule: messenger RNA, 2095 nt
Organism: Acipenser ruthenus (sterlet)
Lineage: Eukaryota; Metazoa; Chordata; Actinopteri; Acipenseriformes; Acipenseridae
Product: complement C1q tumor necrosis factor-related protein 5-like
Exons: 3
Coding region: 752-1495 (247 amino acids)
Molecular function (GO): protein binding
Source: RefSeq, a predicted model, not a curated record